This is a messenger RNA of Theobroma umbraticum, 1153 nucleotides long. Its product is annotated as DNAJ heat shock N-terminal domain-containing protein. The record is from RefSeq and is a predicted model, not a curated record. Gene Ontology annotation, biological process: [2Fe-2S] cluster assembly; protein complex oligomerization. NCBI's taxonomy places the organism in Eukaryota, Viridiplantae, Streptophyta, Magnoliopsida, Malvales, Malvaceae. Gene Ontology annotation, molecular function: ATPase activator activity; protein-folding chaperone binding.
AAAAAAGAAAAAAACGCCUUAACUGAAAGCUUCUAGCCCUGUACGUUCUGCAGAGAAAGAAAAGGAAAAAAUGUACCAGACGAAGAAGCUAUGGACUCCUCUUUCCACCAUUGCACGCAGGGCUCUUCCAACGACAUGUCAUUUAACUCCUUACUCUCCAAAUUCACAAAUUCGAUCCUCAUCCUCUCCCCUGGAAACUUCUUCCAGGGUUUCUCUUCCCCUACACUACGGCCUCGGAAAUUUAAAAUUUUCCGCGAAAGGUUUCUGCUCGCAAUCCGCCGCGAAAGUCGAUGCUACAACGAAAAGGUGCUGGAACUGUGACGCCGUCGCCGCUGGAAUGGUGCCGUUCUUGUACUGCGAUUCCUGCCGGAGCAUUCAGCCCGUUGAUUUCUCCGUCGAUUACUUCCAGAUUUUUGGACUGGAAAAGAAGUAUGAAAUUGAAGUUGCUGGUUUGGAAGGGAAGUAUAAAGAUUGGCAGAAAAAAUUGCAUCCUGACCUUGUUCAUUCAAAAUCCGAGAAAGAGAGAGAAUAUGCUGCAGAACAAUCUGCUCGUGUUAUUGAUGCAUACCGCACACUUAGCAAGCCGUUGGCUAGGGCAAUAUACAUUUUGAGGCUUGAAGGAGUACAUGUUGAUGAGGAACAGACGGUUUCGGAUCCAGAGUUGCUCACUGAGAUUAUGGAAAUUAGGGAAGCUGUAGAAGAGGCCAUGGAUUCACAAGCUCUAAAUCAGAUCGAAUCUCAGAUGAAGGAGAAAUUGGAAGGAUCGUCCAGCUCCUUUGCAAAUGCAUACCGAAGCAGGAAUUUUGAUGAAGCUGUGACUUGUAUCCAGAGAAUGACGUACUACCAGCGUGCAAAUGAAGAAAUUUUGAAGAAGCUUUAACAUAGGCUCUUGCUGCUCUAGCAAUGUUGCUAUGGAGUUGACAACCUUAAAGCUCUAGGAGAUGAUAACUUAACAAUGAGUGUAAAAUUUGGUUGAAGACUCCUUGGUUCCAUGGAAGUUAAACAUGCAUGAAGUGAUCUAAAAUAUGAAGGCCAAAACGUUGGAUUGGAUGGUAAAUUUGUUCUUUUCAUGGUCAUUUGUUGACAGCUGAACUUGCUGGGUACAGCCGUUGAAUUCGAUCAAGUGCUUGUUUCAAUAAGUGGGAAAUAGUUA